GCUUUUUGGUGAAUACCAGUUAAUCAAUAUCCACAGUGUUGAUACUUUCUACUCGGCAUCAUGUUCGGCCGUCUUACCCACUACGCAUUUGAUGCGGUUCUCUUCUCCGCCUUCCUGGCAGGUGUCAAGCGCUCCACGGGCCUAACCCUCAAUUCAGACAAGAUCACAGAAAAUAAGGAUGUCAAGAAAUGGGUUGACAGCUACCUUGGCGUUGGCGAGUGGAUGAUGGACCAGUCCGUGGCUGUCAUGGGCUCGUCUGCCUGGUUCGAACGACGCCGGUGAUUGGCGCCGCAAUACUCAACACGGGAAGACGAUCGGUGAUCCCUUUGUC
Penicillium crustosum is the source of this 331-nucleotide messenger RNA. Its product is annotated as DUF1748 domain-containing protein. Lineage: Eukaryota; Fungi; Ascomycota; Eurotiomycetes; Eurotiales; Aspergillaceae. Gene Ontology annotation, cellular component: cytoplasm. The transcript is spliced from 4 exons. The record is from RefSeq and is a predicted model, not a curated record. The coding region runs from base 61 to 282 and encodes 73 amino acids.